This is a messenger RNA of Suillus subaureus, 869 nucleotides long. RefSeq lists its product as uncharacterized. The annotation marks the transcript as partial. The record is from RefSeq and is a predicted model, not a curated record. NCBI's taxonomy places the organism in Eukaryota, Fungi, Basidiomycota, Agaricomycetes, Boletales, Suillaceae. The transcript has a single exon.
UAUUUAUUGUCCGACCCAAGUCAUUCCCUCAUAUACCCUUUUCCCCUUUCUUUCUCGUCAUAUUUAUUGUCCGACCCAAGUCACUCCUUCAUAUACCCUUUUCAUCUUUCUCUCUCAUAUUUAUCGUCCGACCCACGUCACUCCUUCAUAUACCCUUUUUCCCUUUCUUUCUCGUCAUAUUUAUUGUCCGACCCAAGUCACUUCUUCAUAUACCCCUUUCACUUUUCUCUUUGUUCCCCGACAUCUCUUCUUCAAGCCUCAAGUCCACCAGCCCCGCUAUUGCAAUUGACCUGCACCCGUUUGCGCACCACGGUUUACUCGCAGCUCCAUAUCCAAUCUUCUGACUCUUACGACUUUUACGACCUUCACGACUUUUCAUGACUUUUCACGACUUUUCACGACUCUUUACGACUUCUUCUCCACCCGGAUGCCAGAAGGGCCUGCACCCAUUCGCACGCAAUACGGUCUAUACAUGCAGCUCCGUACCCAGCCUAUUCUAUGAUUACGACUUUUCUCUUCCCCCGGACGCUGAAAGGGCCUGCACCCAUUCGCGCACGCUACGUACACGUAGCCUAUUCCAUCUGGUCUGCUAUAUGGUUCGUCCGCGACUCGUCUCCUCAUGCCUCUUUAUGCCUUAUGACACUUAUGACAUUAUGAUUCAUGAUAAUAUACCGUCGUCACUUUCUUACGACACCCCCAUACCACUUUUCCUAUUAUCUUUAUGCCUUAUGCCAUUUUUCCUAUGCCUUAUACCACUUUCCCUACCUCUUUAUGCCCUAUGCCAACUUUUCUUCUAUAUCCUAUGUCUUUAUGCCACUUUAUACGAAAACAAGACAUGAUUUUUAAACUUGUGUGCUUUAAGAUCAGGG